Molecule: messenger RNA, 4414 nt
Organism: Paramisgurnus dabryanus
Lineage: Eukaryota; Metazoa; Chordata; Actinopteri; Cypriniformes; Cobitidae
Gene: usp10
Product: ubiquitin specific peptidase 10
Biological process (GO): regulation of autophagy; protein deubiquitination; DNA damage response, signal transduction by p53 class mediator
Cellular component (GO): nucleus; cytosol
Molecular function (GO): cysteine-type deubiquitinase activity
Source: RefSeq, a predicted model, not a curated record
GCACUCGCGAGCCACUGGCAGCACACAAGCGCGAGAUAAAGAUGGCGGCGACUGUAGGGGAAACAGCGUGAUAUGCUGGAGUAGUGGCAGUGAACUCGAGUAAUACCGCUGUAUGACGAACCAUCGCAAAAUGGUAAACAUGUCACAGUAGGUGUUUACUGGUUAUACCAAGUACUACAAACUCACCUCACCCCCCUUCCCCCUGAGAAAACAUUCAUCUUGUAAUUGUGGAGAAGUCUCACCGGGAGCAUGGCUUCGCACAGCAACCAGUACAUCUUUGGGGAAUUCAGCCCAGAUGAAUUCAAUCAGUUCUUUGUGACUCCCCGCUGUUUUGUUGAGCUUCCCCCCUUCAAUGAUAAAGUCUCCUGCAUCAGUCACCCCUCAGGAGGUUACUACACUCCUGAUAUGCCUUGCAUAACGGAAUCAUUGAGACGGCAGGUUUGCGGAGAGGACUACCAGCACAUCGAGUUUGGCGUGGAUGAGGUAAUGAGUGGCGAGACAUUGGCUUUAAAGGAUCCACUGUACAAAGUGUCCAGCACUCUGAACCCUCAGGCUCCUGAGUUCAUCUUAGGUUGCCAACCGUCACAGAAUUCCCUUCCCACAGCAAGUCCCAUCGCUGACAUUGCAGAUGGCGAGGACUUCAACUCCCACUGCGGCACCAACUCUGAGACCUCAGUGCAGUGCUGUUCAGACAUGGAUGGGGUGUCGGGCGGCUUGGGGCAACGAAAGAAAAAGAAAAAACGACCGCCGGGAUACUACAACUAUCUUGAAGGAGCGAACAGCGCUGGUGGGGUCACAGAUAGAGUUGGGGGUUCAGGUCUGGUAAAUGGACACACUCCAAACGCUCCGCUCAUGGGCUCGGAGGACAUGGUCGGGGAAAUGCUUUCCGAGGCUGAGCUUAUUCCCCCCGCUUCUGUAACAUCCACCGCAUCAACCCCCCAAACCUCCCCCCUUUCCCAUCAGAGAACUUGUGAUAGCCCUGACAAUUCAACAUUGGACUUGACAAGCAGAGCUGCUGCAUUGUUGGACAGUAACGGUGCAGCUUCUUUGCCUAAUUCAUCAUCGUCGUCUCAGAGCAGUGGGGUGGCAAAUUAUGCCAGGACUGCAGAGCAACACGCAGAAACCCCAGCUUUAGAGCGUCCAGAACUUUUUGGUAACGGAGGGCACAGCCCACCUCUGCCGUCUCCCAUUCCCCCACCUGCUGCUGUGGCCACAUCCACUGUCACCACAAUUUCUGCUACUACUGAUGAAAGCGAGGCCGAGGGCUCGGGGGAGGCUAACGGGCUGCCAGAGACUGCCCCGUCUGCCGAAGUUGCAGACAGACUCCAAGACUCGCCUGAAACGGGCGAGGUGCUGUCCGAUUCUUCGGUCACCCCUCUGCCUGAUUCAGAGGUACAGCCGGUAGUCUUGCCAGCUCCCCCUGCAGCUCCUGUGGCCAACCAGCCAAAAUCCUGGGCCAGCCUCUUCCACAACUCCAAGCCUCUUCCAGGAGGCCCUCAGGCAUACGUUGAGGUGAAGAGCGCACCUGCUAUGGUCACGUUGGCACCUGCUGCCACAGAGUUGCCUGAGAAGGCCACUGAGGUGCGUGAGAGCCCCGUCCCUGUUUCUGAAGAUCCUAUGGCCCUAAAAUUGGCAGAAAUAAUUGAGAAUGUGAGGUUAAUACACAAACCAGUGUCUUUGCAACCACGAGGACUGAUAAACAAGGGAAACUGGUGCUAUAUCAACGCUACCCUGCAGGCCCUUAUUGCGUGUCCACCCAUGUAUCAUCUGAUGAAGUCUAUUCCCCUUUUCAGUGAAAUGCAGAGACCCUGUACAUCAACACCCAUGAUUGAUAACUUUGUUCGGCUUGUGAAUGAGUUCAGCAAUAUGCCUGUCCCUUCCAAGGCCAAAUUGCAAGCUACUGGAGACAAGAUAAUAAAAGACAUAAGAACGGGCGUUCCUUUUGAACCCACAUAUAUCUACAAACUCCUCACCCUCAUCAAGUCAAGCCUUUCUGAGAAGGGUCGACAGGAGGAUGCAGAAGAGUACCUCGGUUUCAUACUGAAUGGACUGCAUGAGGAAAUGGUGACACUGAAGAAGCUUAUCUGUCCACAGGAAGAGAGUACGUUCCUUUCUGAAUUUUGCACUCGUUACAGCAGAAGUCAGGCACUUGAAGCCCCCACGCCGAACGGCCCUGAGUCUCAGCCUGGUGUGGAGGAAGAUCCUGCUGAGAAAGAGGAGGAGGGAAGUGAGGAUGAGUGGGAGCAGGUGGGACCCAAAAACAAAACCUCCAUCACCCGCCAGGCAGACUUCAUCCGUACUCCCAUCACAGACAUAUUUGGUGGCCUCAUCAGAUCUGUGGUAUACCAGCAGAGCUCAAAAGAGUCGGCCACCCUGCAGCCCUUCUUCACACUGCAGCUGGACAUCCAGUCGGAGAAGAUCCGCACAGUCCAGGAAGCCCUAGAGAUACUGGUGGCACGGGAGUCCGUUCAAGGCUACACCACUAAGACCAAACAGGAGAUUGAGAUCAGCCGGAGAGUGACUCUUGAAGAGCUUUCUCCAGUGCUGGUUCUUCACCUCAAGAGAUUUGUCUUUGAGAAGACCGGUGGAUGUCAAAAACUGGUCAAGAAUAUUGAUUACCCCGUUGAUCUGGAGAUCAGUAAAGACCUCUUGUCACCGGGGGUGCGAGGCAAAACUUUGAAAGGCCUAAGAACCUACAGGCUCUUUGCAGUCGUCUAUCACCACGGAAACAGUGCUACGGGUGGCCACUACACUACAGAUGUCUUCCACAUCGGUCUGAACGGCUGGCUGCGUAUUGAUGACCAGGCGGUCAAGAUCAUCAAUCAGCACCAGGUGGUGAAGCAGACUGCAGAGCGCACCGCCUACCUGCUGUACUACCGCCGCGUGGACCUGCUGUAGAAACCAUACCCGCAUGACAUAAACACGCACGCACACACACACACAAUUACAUACAGACACGCACACGAUCGCACAUACACACAGGAACACUGCCCAACAACACGAUUGUCCUUUCUCCUUCGAUCCUGCUAUUCCAGAGAGCCAGUUUUUCCCUACAUUUCUUUAUAUUCAUGUUUGUUCGGGGAAGAAGAGGUAAACGCAACAGACUUUCCUGAAAUGGCGUUCCCCGGAGAGGUUAAGGGGGGCGCAUACUAGCACUGGAGAGGACUUCAGUUUAGAGAUAACCGCUAAUAUCCACAGUCUCAUGUUGGAUUCUCGAUGAAAGAACUUUAAGGACUGCUGGAGAACAUCAUUCAUAAUCGUUUUUGUUUGAUCUACUUUUUUUUUUAAAUGGCAUAGAAAUCAAGUGAAGUGUUUUGCCUUUUAGCAAAGGGGAGUUGACGGCCUAAUUUGCGACAGGUUGAAGUCUUUGACUAAAGCGUCUAAAGGCCCUGCACCAGCAAGCUACCGAAAUCUGUUUAGAUCUCAAACUCCUCACGCAAGACACUCUGCUCCAUCACCAUCUCCUGUUCUCUCCCCGUUCGUCACGACGUUUCAAUUCACGGAUAAAAGAUCCCAGGUGAGAGAAAAGGUCCUGUGGUGUGCUGAAGUGGAAAAAGCGAAAAAAGAAAAAAAUUUGGCUUCGUUGUUUGAGAGAACCUCUUGUGUGAUUUUUGGGUGUAGGAUUAGAAUGACUAUCUUACAAUUUUAACGCGCUUUAGGAUAUAAAUGAUUAAAAGCUUUGUGCACGCAAAAAUAAUAAACUGGUCAAUAAAAACGCGGGUGUUUCUUGCAGAUAUUUAAGUUUUAAAAGUAUUAAAGGAAAUGCAAAAAUCUGAAUCUCGGCAGCGGUCAACAACACGUUCGGCUCCCCGUGGGGGUUGCGCUUGUUCUGUAUGCUUGUAUUGUACAAACCCGCCAAGUGUAUUUUCAUGCUGAUCAGAUACCGAAAUUUUACCUUACUUUUCGUUUCACCAUCCUUCACUCAUUCUGUUAAAUCAUAAAAUUGACCGGCUGUCUGCUUUUUGAUGUUAGCAAAGGAGCGAGAACCAAGCCACUCCUGCCAAGUUUGAAAAUGGAGCUGUCUUGAUACGGGUUUGCAUCUCAUUCUGUAUGUUAGCCCGCUCCGAGCAGUCAGCCUGUAAUGUACAUGUUGAGGCUCCGUGUGCAGCUCUGAGGAUGAAUAAAUGGCAAAAAUGUCUUAAAGCUGUGUUACCAUGAGAUCAGCUCCGCAUGAGAAUACCUAAAAUGCUACCACAGAUGCGCACAAACAUCGAAUCAUGUUUGCGUCUGUUUCUGAACUUCAUCAAUAUUAUACCUGAUUGUAUUUUGUUGAUUUUCGAAGUUGAUUUUUCUUUUCUUCAUUUCGCAUUCCCCUGCUAUUAUUUCUGUUCCAUCUGAAUUGAUUUUUGAAAGUUAAGUGACCCAAGGUUAAAGCACAACAAUGAAUAAAGUUAAAGUACUACGCUUGACCAUA